CGAUGAAAGUUCUAAAUCCCGAGGAAGUAAACGCAAUAAUUAAGGAAUAUGGGAAAUUCAAAGUACUUGAUUUUACGAUUUCUAAGUAUUCCGACAGCUUGAUUGGUUAUUUAGGAGAACAUUUAAAGCUAACAGUCACAGUCGAAGCCAAUGGAGUUCAUUCUGAAUACAAGUUCUUUGUGAAGUGCAUGCCGAAAGACCAAUGGCUGGCAGAGUUUUUGAUAGAAUCGAAUUUCUUCCGUAAAGAAUACGUGAUGUUGAGUGACUUAUUCGUAAAAUUUGAUCAAAAUGGGGGGAGUAAGUGGCGUCCAAAAUCGCUCUUGAUAAAAAAUGACUUCUUUAUUUUUGAAGACGUGAAAGAACUAGGAUAUCAAAUGCUUCGUCAAGAAGGUGUUCUAAAUUACGAGGAAAUGAAUGCUGUAGUAAAAACGCUAGCUCAUUUUCACGCCCAGUCGUUCAUUUACGAAGAAAAAAAGUCUCGUGAACUGCACAGGCCUUACAGAAUUUGGGAAGAUUUUAGCGAACAUUUAAAAGAAUGCGAGGACCUCAGUUGGCGCAAUACCGGCAGAAACGCUGUCAUCGAAUUUCUCGAAGUUAAUUCCAAACGCAAAACCGAAUCUAACUUUUCUAAGAAUGUCAGGGAACUAAUAAUCGCUUUAUUUGACAAUGCUUUGAACUUAACGAAGCCUAGUACAAAAUACCGAAAUACUGUGAUCCAUCGUGAUCUCUGGUGUAACAAUAUACUAAUAAAAUCCGAUAAUGAGAAGUAUCACUCUCUCAUAGUUGACUUCCAGACAGUCUUGUAUGGUCCUCCAACAUUGGACUUAUCUUCACUUAUAUACUUUAACACUACGAAAGAAUUCAGAGACAAAUAUCUCGAUACUAUUCUUAAUGUCUACUACGAAGAACUAUCCAAAGAAGUGGAAGGUGUAGUUAACGUUGAUUUCUCAACGAUUUUAAGUAAACCUACGUUUAGGGAGUCUUAUGAUGAGGGUAUUCUAUUCGGGAUGACUCAAGCGGCAAUAAUAGUGCCUAUAAUAGCACUGUCUCUUAAGAAGAGGGAAGAAUUGUUCUGUGACCCGGAAUCUAUUGAUAGGAUUAACAACGUGUCGCGUAGUCAGGAGAUAUUGGACGUGGCUAAAGAAGACGCAGCCUAUAGCUCAAGAAUCACAGAGCUGUUUGAAGACCUCAUUGAAAGAUACUUCUAUCUUAUAAACUGAGAAGCCAGAAAAAUAGUUGUUUAAGGCAAGCAUGUUCUAGCGCCAGAGUGGCACAGCAUCAUACGAAUAUGAAUAUUCUCG
Cydia strobilella is the source of this 1301-nucleotide messenger RNA. RefSeq lists its product as uncharacterized. The record is from RefSeq and is a predicted model, not a curated record. The transcript has 2 exons. The coding region runs from base 3 to 1220 and encodes 405 amino acids. Lineage: Eukaryota; Metazoa; Arthropoda; Insecta; Lepidoptera; Tortricidae.